Cuscuta epithymum is the source of this 2185-nucleotide messenger RNA. The record is from the annotation of a GenBank genome assembly. NCBI's taxonomy places the organism in Eukaryota, Viridiplantae, Streptophyta, Magnoliopsida, Solanales, Convolvulaceae.
UAAAAUUUUGGGCUAACAUAGAGAACUUGCACGCCCUCUUUCUCCAAUCGGUUGUCCUCUUUCUCCAGAGAUCAGAGUCCAGACCUCGAUAGCCCCAGAUUCUCCGCCGCGGCUCCAGGACCAGACUUCCAUUUUCCUGCCGUCGCCCGUCUGUCAGUUUCUCACGCUGCCACGCUCCAGACGGCCGGACCUCCAGUGCUCCACGCGACCACGCCACCACCGCUCCACGUUACCGGCGCUUCUCACUCAGCCACACGCUCGCCAGUCGCCACUCCCUACAGGCUUAGAUCCGCCACUGGAUGAGUUUGACGGCGGAUUCCCCGGCACACUCUUCUAGCAGUGAUGAUUUCGCAGCCUUCCUAGAUGCAGAGUUAGACUCUGCUUCUGGCACAUCAUCUGAACUGGAAGAAGAGGAAGCAGAUCAAGAGGAGAGAGAUGAUGACAAGCAAGAUGAAAACAAUGACCUGGGAGAAGAUGGUGAUUGUAGCAAAGUUUCAGAUGCUCCUAGAGUAAAGAGGUGCAAGUUGGAAAACUGCAAAGGCACAGGGGAUCAAGAGUGCUCAAAAUCUUGUGAAGAAUCUGGAGGCACUCUGGGUGUUUCAGUUAAGAUGGAUUUAUGUACACAUCCUGGUGUGAUGGGUGGAAUGUGUAUACGGUGUGGGCAGUUAAUGGACAAUGAAUCUGGUGUUUCAUUUGGGUACAUCCAUAAGAAUUUAAGGCUCAGUUCUGAUGAGGUUGCUAGACUUCGUGAAAAAGACUUGAAGAACCUGCUUCAGCAAAAAAAACUCUAUUUGGUUCUUGAUUUGGAUCAUACACUACUAAAUUCAACUGAGCUCUCAGAAAUUCGGUCCGGAGAAGAGUACCUAAAAGAUGCCCUCCCGGAUGCUCUAAAAAGCAGUCUUUUCAGGUUAGACAUGAUCCAAAUGAUGACAAAGUUGAGGCCAUAUGUGCACGAGUUUCUGAAAGAAGCCAGUGAUUUAUUCGAGAUGUACAUUUAUACUAUGGGCAAACGUCCUUAUGCACUUGAAAUGGCAAAGUUGCUGGAUCCUAGAGGUGUGUACUUCCACUCGAAAGUUAUUGCACAGGAAGAUUCAACUCAGAGACAUCAAAAGGGACUUGAUGUUUUUUUAGGGCAAGAAAGUUCUGUCCUGAUCCUUGAUGAUACUGAGUGGGUAUGGGGAAAGCACAAAGAAAAUCUAAUACUUGUGGAAAGAUAUCUUUUUUUUGCUUCAAGCCGCAAGCAAUUUCGAUAUAGUGGUGAAUCGCUUUCACAACGUAAGGUUGAUGAAAGUGAAGAGGAAGGAGCACUUAUCACCAUUCUUAAAAUUCUUAAACAGAUCCACAGUAUUUUCUUUGGCCAGGACCGGGGAGACAAUAUGCGCAAGGGUGAUGUGAGAGAGGUGCUAAAAGAAGUCCGGAAAGAAGUAUUGAAAGGUUGCAAAGUCGUUUUCAGUCGGGGUUUUCAGGAAGAAAAUCAUCAACUGUGGAGGAGAAUGGCUGAGCAACUCGGAGCAACAUGUGCAACAGAAGUCGAUGAAUCUGUGACACAUGUGGUCUCAUCGGAUGCUAGGACUGACGAGUCGCGCUGGGCAAAGCAACAUAAUAAAUUUCUAGUUAACCCGGAGUGGAUUGAAGCCUCCAACUAUCGAUGGGAAAAGAAAACCGAGAAGGAUUUUCCAGUUAAAUAGAGGUGACCUCAGCUCCUCAACUUUGGGGUGAUGUAUAUUUUGAGCUACAUACUAGUGGAUAUGUUUUGAUAGAUAUAACCGGAAAAUAGAAAUUGUUUGAGAAGGUUUUUGAAUGGGUUUAGCACAACUUAACAGUGUGUAACUUCCAUGGGUGUUGAGGUGUAGCGUUGAAUGAUCGGCGGCCAUUGAGGUGUAGCGUUGAAUAACAAGCCUAACUACAUUCUGGGAUUUCUGUCAAAAAAAAACAUAGCUUCUUUUAGUCAUGAGAGAGGUAAAUAGCUCAUAGAUUUAAGAUGGAGGAAAAAAACAUGUUUUAUAAUGAAUAGUGUGAUAUUCUCUCAUUUUGGUGAUAUUCUCUCAAACAUUGAACAAAGGUAUUCAAGUUCAUUUCAUAAUACCCUAUCGUCUCGUAAUUAUCUCUUGUUUGAAAUGGCAUGAUAUGACACAAAGAUUAGGAAAAUAAAAAUUGUACUCCGGUCAUUUCACUGUACUUUGCC